AUGGUAGUUCUGAGUCGCGUCGGGUCGCCGACGAUGUCAGCGACGGUGGCCGGGAACCAGCAACAGCAGCACCCUCAUCAAGAAUGGGACAUCAAUGACUCGAAUGUGCCGAGGGUGGUGGAGUACGAUCCGUGGUGUGAAUGGGCCGAUGGCCACGUAAGAAGGGUCUAUGGCCCAGAUUGCGAGGAGGCGAGGAGGCACGCCUCCGGUUGGGCGAUGAGGAACACGAACAAUCACAAUGUCAGUAUUCUGAAGAAAUCGUGCCUAGGUGUCCUGGUCUGCUCGCAGGAGUGCAUUCUACCUGGAGGCGGGAGGGUCCACCUUCGACCGGCAAUUUGUGAUAAGGCAAGAAAGAAGCAGCAGGGGAAACCGUGCCCAAACAGGCAAUGCACGGGUCGGUUGGAGAUACUUUCGUGCCGCGGCCAUUGCGGUUACCCCGUGACGCAUUUCUGGCGGCACACCGAGCACGCGAUAUUCUUCCAAGCGAAAGGACAACACGACCAUCCGCGGCCGGAAGCGAAGUCUACGUCUGAGGCGAGACGCAGCGUGGGUGCCGGAAGAAGGGUGCGAGGACUCGCGGUCCUUUUGGCCAACGAGGCCGCCUUAGGUUCAAAAUUAAUGUCGUUGAGAGGAACGAAAAGACCAAGUUCAGAGGCAAUCGAACAACCACCGCGGGCUACCCAACCACCGCCACUAAUUUCGGACAAAGGAUAUUGCUCUUGUUCCCCGUUCAACUGUAUGUGCGGCAUGCAGACCAACAUAUCAACGUACCAGCAAUCUCACCAACAACCGCCGGCGAUGUAUCCUCAGCAAACGCCAUCGAACGAGACGCCAUAUUGGCUGCAGGACGCAGUUCAGCCGCAAGAGAACACCUUAGGCUACAACCUACCUAUUCAAGUACCGCAAGAAGCAUCGUACCCGGACUUCCCCUCGUUCACCGGCGAAUUGUUCCAACCCGAAGAGAUCUUCCAAUUAGAUCAACCCCUGCGACCCGAGUUCCCCAUGAACUCGCAAGACGUGGCCAGGUCGCCGCCCACCUUGCUCGACCUGGGGAGUGGUACGAUCAAGUAUGAGAUCAAACAAAAUCAGGACCAGGCCUACUGGAACCAGUUCCUCAGCGAGGACUCGAGCAGCAGCCACUUGAGCAUGCCCCAGGACGACAGGCUGCAGUUCCCAGGCUUCGAGUCAGAGAAGGACUCGAACGGAUUCUGCGCGAAGAGACCGGUGAAUCACUUCGUCCCCGACAAGGAGAUCAACCAGAACCACCUGAACAACGCGAUGAACUUCCAAGAGUACCAACGGAACCAGAACCACAAGAACUUCGUGGAUGGAGCAGUGAAGAACGAUCAGCAAUCGGGCUACUGGAACCACCAGGACGACCGCUUGAACUUCCCCGGCUUCGAUCCUCAGAAGGAGGAAGACCUGAUGAGCUCGAGAAGGGACGCCAACUGCUGUCAACCCGGCCUGAUGGAAAGCUACAACGUGUACCCGAAGAAGGAGAACGGAGUGGCAGAUCCCGCCCGGCCCAAUCGUAGCCCGGUGGAGAACAAACAGUACGCUUACGACGGUUACAACCAGAUGUUCGAGCAUUCCGAGAACAAGAACUACAUGGCGAACCGAUGUCAGCAGAACUCGAGCCGAAUGGUCCUCGACGAGAGACUGCAGAACAAUUUCGGCAGCCACGAGACGUCCGACUCCACCGAGAGACUCUUCCCAGAUUCCAGCACCCUGGACACGUCGAUCCAGUCGCAGAACAGCUCUGAACCGUUCUUCUACCCCAGCAACGACCGGUGCCACUAUACCUGCGAGGUUCUGGACACGAGGCUGCCGCAGAUGCCGAUGAACGCCGGGAACACGCAAACGGGGAUGAACAAUUACAACGACGUUAACGUGAACGAACUCGACCUGCCGCCGUUCGUCGAUUACACCCUCGUAGGGAUGCUGUGCAGCUCCGCGGAGGAGGACACGUCGAACCUGUUGACCGGCUGCCAGCAGAACACGCAGACCUACGUCUCCCAUCAUUAG
Messenger RNA from Nomia melanderi (Alkali bee), 2025 nucleotides. RefSeq lists its product as uncharacterized. Gene Ontology annotation, biological process: regulation of transcription by RNA polymerase II; gliogenesis. Gene Ontology annotation, molecular function: DNA-binding transcription activator activity, RNA polymerase II-specific; RNA polymerase II cis-regulatory region sequence-specific DNA binding. The record is from RefSeq and is a predicted model, not a curated record. Lineage: Eukaryota; Metazoa; Arthropoda; Insecta; Hymenoptera; Halictidae. Gene Ontology annotation, cellular component: nucleus.